Molecule: messenger RNA, 5257 nt
Organism: Odontomachus brunneus
Lineage: Eukaryota; Metazoa; Arthropoda; Insecta; Hymenoptera; Formicidae
Exons: 7
Coding region: 216-1577 (453 amino acids)
Cellular component (GO): membrane
Source: RefSeq, a predicted model, not a curated record
GUGGUGGUCGUUUAUUGAUUGAACGCAAAGCUGCGCCGAGCGCGCAAACUCGUCGUCCGCCCUGAAUGAAGUGACGUGCUCUCUCUCGCAUAUGGAGACGCGAGAAGAACGGCGAUAAGACCCGUGCGCGAAACCUUCAGCAGCCGACCACCACUAGCAGCAGUAGCAGCAGCAACGACGACCACGACGGCGACGGCGACGUCGACGAUAAGAAGAUGCUCCCUCAUCGGGGUUGCACUUGGCUGAUGUUGAUGCCACUCCUGCUGAGCCUGUCCACCGGCGAGCUCAGCUUCUACCGGGAUGUGCUCCCGGAAACGUCGGAGGACAUCGCGCUCAAGUACCUAGCCCGCUACCUGAAGGCGCAGCGUCUUCAGCAGUACCUGCACCCGUCGCCGUUCCGCUCGCCGAUGCACAAGAAGCAGCACAGCGUGCAGCUGGACCGCCAGAAGCAGCGCGAGCUCCUGGAGACGCUGAAAAAGACCACUCUGGAGAACUUGCGCAGGCAGCAGAAGCUGAGGACGUGGCCGCGGCAUUACCACCAACAAUACUAUCCGAUCAAUGAUAUGUCGGGGCAGGAUUACCUCAUGAAUUACUACAAACUGGACUAUCCCGAGAUGAAGUCGAGUGAGGAUGACAGCCAGAGUUACGGGGAUAGUCUCGGAUAUGGACAGGCCUUCCCGGACGCGAACGGAGACGCGGUGGCGGAGCUGGACUUCCGCGGCAAGUGGAUGGAAGGUGACCACGCGAUCGUGUUGCACGAGGGAGGUAGAGAAAAUACCGCGCGGCCGGCGGCGAUCGACCGCGAUACGUUAAUAACGUUCAGGUUCGACAAGUCGAACCUCCAGGAGAAGCAUCCGUUCGCGGUGAAGCCGAACGAUCCCAGAUACUACAGCAACGCGCCCUUCACGUUGGACGAAUCGUAUGAGCAAGAUGCGCCAGGAGUGGAUCCGAAUGAGGAGAAAGCGGCGAUGAAUAAGGAGGAGCGGGUAUUGACCAAGCACGAAGACAACACUCUGGAUCUCAACCGGAAGACAUCGAAGGACUUGUUGACCGCAGUCCACACGUUAGAGGAGGAAAGCUCUGCGGCGCAUCCGUUGAUCGUGCGCGUAAAUGACGACGACUUGAACAGCGACAUUUAUUUCAUCGCCGUAGUCGCCGGUUGCAGUGCAGCAGCGAUGUUCGCUCUGGUAUUGAUCAGCUUAACGUGGUGCAGACUGCAACGCGGCGCAAAAGCUGCGGCGGACAUCGAGUAUCCCGCAUACGGUGUGACUGGACCGAACAAGGACGUGUCGCCGUCCGGCGACCAGAGGCUCGCCCAGUCUGCACAGAUGUACCACUUCCAACAUCAGAAGCAGCAAAUCAUCGCCAUGGAAAAUCGGACUUCUGCAACGAGGGAUCCGGGCUCCCUCUCGGAAGCGGAGAGCGACGAGGAGAACGAGGAGGGUGAUUACACCGUUUAUGAGUGUCCAGGACUUGCUGCGACGGGCGAGAUGGAAGUGAAGAAUCCGAUGUUCCACGACGACCCGACACCGGCGACGCCGGCGCAGAUCAACAACAAAGAAGAGGACCACAUAUAGCUUCAGUAAAGUAGAGAAAUACCAUCGCGCGAUUUGGAGAAAUCUUCCCUGGUGCUUAGCUCACUGUUAAUGUACCAUAUCUCGGAAACGUUUAUCCAUAUAUUGAGUGUAUACAACUUUAAUACUUAUAUAUGGCGCGAGGGGCGACGCGUUGCGCGAAGGCGAUCGAUUCGAAACCUUUAGUACCAGAACGACCGAUGUCGCGUCCUUUAAUUCUAGAACGCUAGUAUCUCCGCCCGCCUACGCAGUAGGCAUGAAAAAUCGAAGCCGCAAACAAGUCGACGCGAGGGUCGCGUUUUUAUGCGGGCGGAUUUAGUACCUGCGUUUUGUUACGGUCGCAUCAUCAUCGUCGAGCUUAUCGAUCGAACUGGUCUCGCGAUAAACGGCGAUACGCCUCUUCGAAAAGAAUUCCAUCCUGCAAAUAUCAGGGAUUGCACUCUUUAUUUAACAUGCUCGCUACCAUAAUUUAUUUGGAGGACUCUCUUCCACAGACAAUCUUAUAUAAUUCUUCUUUUUUUUUACGUAAAAUAGUUUUUUACGUAAAAUUCUUUUUUUUUAUGUAAAAUAGACUCAGUUUGAUAUAAUGUAGAUAUAAAAAGAGAAUUUUUGCAACACAUAUGUCACACAUAUGUGACGUUGGUAGCGGGCGUGUUAAUUGCAUUAGAAAAAGCGUUGUGCAAAAGGAAUAAUUUGUACCAUUUUUUUUUCUUUCACGUCACGGAAUGCGACAUCGGUUCUUCUAGCGCCGAGAAUUAUUAGACUGUCGAUCGCGGUUUCGUGUGUGAGUGAGAGGAAACGGAAGGAAGGAAGGAAGGAGUGAGGGAGAGAGGAAGGGAAGAGAUCCAAGGGUAGUCGGAGAUGGGAUUGAUCAAUCGGCAAACGAGAUCGCGUCUGUCUGAGAACACCCGUUUUCUAACGUCGCGAACGUACUAUAGUUUGUACUUUCAUAGCAGGAGCAGGUGUGCCGCACGAUCGUCAUUAUUUUUCUAUGGCUCGUCAUUUAGGCUACCCGCGGCCGCGUACACUGAGAAAAAUCUUUUUGAAAAUUUACUUGCGGGAUAUAAAAUUUAUUUGCAGAAAUAAACUUUUUAUUUCCCAUGCGAAGCAAUUUAAUUUAGAUACUAUAGCAUAUGCACACGUUAACUUUUGUGCUAUAUAGAUAUUUUAAGAAUAUUCCAAAGAUAUUAUCGAAUCCUAAGCAGGGCGCAUGAUUUAGAAACGUUUCCGAAAUGUUUUAUAAACAAUUACGAAAUGUUACAUACGUUUAGAAAACGUAUGUAAAAAAUCAAUAUAUGCUACUAGAGGGAUAACACAUAAUUUCUUUGAACAUUUCUAAAAAUAUUUUUAGAAGUAUUGAAGUGCCGAAGUGAUACUUGUAGUGAUGACGACGUUAGGAAUUACACUGAGAAAAAACUUAAAAAUUCGUCUGGGAGAUAUAAAGUCAAUUUCUGUGAAAUGAAGUUUCGAUAAAAUAAAGAAUAAUUCUCUGAAAUAAACUUUUAUCCCACAAAUAAAUUGUCAAGCGUCUUUUUCUCAGUGUACAUAUUAGAGAAUAUUAUACGCUAUUGUUGCGAAUAUUGUCGAAACGUUUUAUCAACGAUUUUUUGUACACUUUAUUUACAAAUUUUCUCUCACAGAAGAACUUUAUUUCGCGGAAAUCCGUCUGCGUAAUUUUGUUUUUAUAUAAUCCAUAUAAUUUAUAUAAUUCAAUAUAAUUACUCUUGUGUGAUAAAUUACGAUAGCUUUAUCUUGGUUGAGACAAUUUCAAUGUUUUUAAAUGUAUACGCGAAUUAUUGCGUCAGAUUAUUCUCGUUUAAAUUAAUUUAUUUCCCAGUUAUGGAAUCCGCUUUUGGGAGAUAAACUUUAUUUCGCAGAAGUAAACUUUAUAUCCCAUAACUAAAUUUCCGAGUAUUUUUUUCUCAAUAUAUCCAAUGAGUAUUCGCGGAUGUCCGUAAUGGGUACGCGCGCUGUCCAGGCGGCGGUACGCAGCGUAUCCGACACGAGAUGGGUCUACCUGGUCUACAGGUACCUACCUUUUGGCCCUCUCGCGUCAGACACUCUGUACAUCAAAAAAUCCAUUCUCCGCGACAGUAUUCCCUUGAAAGUAAAACUACGACUUAUUUGGAACGGUCUACACACCGCUGUUUCGACUCUGUUUAUUAUCGAUCGGACGUACACGUGGAGAGAGUUGUGCAGUAUUAUCGUAUAAUUAUACAAUUGUGUAUCACGCAGAGGUUUUACUUAUGCAUUCCUCUUAGUACACACAAGGCGUAAGUAGUAGGCGAUGUUGUCCGCAGAAUAUGUUCAUUUUGUACACACGAGGAACGGAUUCGUGAUAGGUCGGGUGAUUUCUAUUAUGACCGCCGGUUAUUAUCUCCUCCUGGAAUUGAAUCGACGACACUGUAACGAACACGGUCGCCGUAAUUAAGAACCUCGUGUUCGCAUUUAUAUGGUUCGCCUGUUAAUUCCAAGGAGGUAAGUCCAACGGUGACAAUUAACAAGUUCCUUGCAAACUGUUUUACGCGUGAUAAUAUUUUAUCGAGAUUCUUAUUACGAGAGAGAAAAAAAAAUAGUUGAUCGUAAAGUAUAUUUCUCGAUCUUCCAAAGAAAGUAAUCCGUCUGCGUAAUUUUGUUUUUAUAUAAUUCAUAUAAUUUAUAUAAUUCGAUAUAAUUGUUCUUGUGUUGUGUGAUAAAUUACGAUAGCUUUAUCUUGGUUGAGACAAUUUCAAUGCUUUUAAAUGUAUACGCGAAUUAUUGCGUUAGAUUAUUCUCGUUUAUAUUGAUUGUAUCUCCCAAUUAUGGGCUCCGCUUUUGUUAUCAAUAUAAGAAAGUCAAUAGCAUGAGCUGUGCAAGCAUACAAAUUCAGUUGUAUGUUUCUCACAUUUAUAUAUAUAUAUAUGACAUCUUUAGAGGUACAGUGUUUCUUUAUGAGUAACAAUCUCAUAUAUGCUUGCUGCGUGGAAAUUGUUCUCCCACAGUUCCAAUUUACACAUACACACACACUCACAUACACGCGCACGCACACAGCACAGACACACACACAAACACACAUAUACGUAUAGCAUUCGUUGGCUUAAAAGGACAAUAUUUUAUUUUUCUAUGAUAAUCGUCAUUGUUAGCUGUAUGAAAAGAAUCUAUGAAUCGCUGUAAUCCUAAGUCAAAUGCAGAGCUACUAUUUAUUUUAGUAAAUAUCAGAUGUCAAUAUUUAACGUAAAAUGAAUAGGAGACGUAUACUCUAUCUUGCGUUAUAGCUAUUACAAAUUUCCCUAUUUGCCGUUAUGCUGGGCGAUAUAUAAUGGCAUGCGUGGCAUAAGAUCUCAUCGUAUAACGAAUUCUUCCUUUUCCCACCGUUAGUAUAUUAUUAAAGCAAUUACAAUGUGUACCUUAGCAGAUGAGUGUGACGAUAUGUUAAAAGCAUAAAUCUAUGUUUCCAAUCUCGUACUAACACUAUGGCGUAUAUAUUAUUAUGUAAGAGUACAUUAAAAUGCGUAAGCAAAGAACAACAAAGAGGGUUAGGGUUAUGAAAGGACAAUCUGUGUACAAAUAGACUAUUGGGCAUAGCGAUUUGUAGCAUGAUUGUGCGUGUUGUAUCUCCAUCCCGAAAUAGGAAAUUAUUUAUCACGAUUGUAUUAAAUUUAAACCUAAUAUCGCAAUGGAAAUUAUAUCCUAUCUUGCAAGCA